Molecule: messenger RNA, 1164 nt
Organism: Anarrhichthys ocellatus (wolf-eel)
Lineage: Eukaryota; Metazoa; Chordata; Actinopteri; Perciformes; Anarhichadidae
Product: transmembrane protein 275-like
Exons: 2
Coding region: 106-714 (202 amino acids)
Source: RefSeq, a predicted model, not a curated record
AGGGAGAGAUCUCCAACUCUGCUACACCUGCAUGUGAUGGACGGACAGAAGAUGGCACAACAUCAAUGAGGUUUAUGGGUCUGAUUGAAGAGCUCUCCAUGAGGCAUGGUGCUACCUGAAAACUCUUCGGGACCAUCUGCUCCCAUGAAGGCCCCCAAGCAGCGCGGCCCGUGGCACCAGAGCCUGCCCUCCCCGGCCCUGUGCUGCGCCUGCGGCCUGUGCAUCAUGCUGGCCGGCAUCAACAUCACCCUGGUGGGAGCUUUCGCCUUCGGCACCUUCAUCCCUACCGGCAACCCCCCGAUCAUCAUCGGGCCUCUCCUCCUGUUGGUAGCCCUGGCCUUCUUCACAGCGUGCUGUGUGGUCAGCAGGAGGCCCCCGGCCCACGUGGCCCGCAGGCCCAACGGAGGCGAGAAGUGGGGGCUGAUGCGGAUGGGGACGGCGGUGUUCGAGAUGGAGACGAGCGACCAGAUGCUGCAGGACACUACGGCCGUUCAGCUCAGCCCCACCAACUCCCCCACCUCCUCUCAUAAGUCCAGCUGCAGCCACGGGGGCGACACCCCUCCUCCGCCUGGCUGUCAGGAUGGAGCCGGUGAGCUGCACAUGUCAGAGGUGUCUGACGUGGGUGUCACUGGAGACAACACCACCUUGACCUCUGACAGCAAGGAGAGCACUCCCCCACAGAUGCUGCCUGCUCAGAACACUUCCUCAACGUAGCAUGGACUUGUUUGUUUCGUUGUUUACUGGAUGAAAAAUGUCUGGUGUGAUUGACAAGACUGAUUUAAAAAAAAAAAAAGGGAGACUACCACCCUCAGACUGUUGACUGAAAUGUGCUGUGCUAAACCUCUCUGAUUGUAGCUCAUUCGGUGUGUUAUGUUGUUGAAUGUUUGUUGCUCAGUUCCAGGAUGUACAACACUUUGCCACAGGAACAGGAGAUGGUACUUUAAUCCAAGUGCCUGUUUGUGUACUUCUUGUUGUAUAAAGGCUGAUAAUCCUGCACUCACGUUGUGGUUGGCACUUGUCAACCUCCGUUUGGAAAGAAGAUGUCCAGCCAAGCUUCUCUGAGUCAUGAAAGCUGCUCCUGUGUAAGCCUGGUCAACCACAAUUUCUUUUUUUCCCACACACUUUUUAAAUCCUUGCAUCAGCUGUAAAGAGUGAGCAAGCUGU